AUGUCGUCCCAGAGCAAUAGCAGCAAUUCUCCGCCGCCUCGCGUCCCUCCUCACAUCCGCUUGAACUCAGGACAAGAAGAUUUAGUCGCUGCAGAUUCAAACAGCUCUUCCCGGACGCUUGUACCUACAACUUCUAGACCUGGAGCCUCGCCACGUCUAAACAAUAUUUACACCGGCGACACACUUCGAGAUUCUUCUGAAAGAUUAUUACCUCCUGGCCGUGGAAGAUUUCAAAACGAUGGCUCCCAGUCUCCUCUCAGGUCACCUUCUAGUUUCUCGUCCCGAAGAUCUAGUUGGGAGUCGGACCGAAGUCGAGACAGCCGAGGCUUUGAGAACCCGUUUAGAGAUUCUAGUCAAUCCAGACCAGGGUCAAGAGCCGGAAGCGAGGAUAAUGAUGUGAACACUCAAACUGUGUCAGAGAAGUAUAAUAUUCUGCCGUCGGCAGGUCUGCUGUUGUUUCCGGAGGAUGUUGAGAAGGACGACUAUUUACACAAUCCUGAUCCUGAGGGAGAGCCACGAGAUUGUGAUAUUUUCACAAAACGAGGUCUGGUCAACGUUGGUGGAUUGGCUUUCAUCGUCAUCGGGAUUCUUGUCUUAUUCAUAGGAUACCCAGUUCUGACCUUCGUUCAAGAAGCCACAAAGACUUAUGAUCCUUGUCAAGAGGGUAUCGGGUGCGUGGGCACUGGCAAGCUUCCUUUGCUAACGAAUAUGCGCACGGGUCUCAUUGACCCUGACACUCCUGAAUCUGUAAAGACCAAGAAAGACUUCCACGGAAAUACGUGGAAUUUGGUGUUUUCUGACGAAUUUUCCAAACCCGGAAGGACAUUCUAUGAGGGCGAUGAUCCGUACUGGACCGCCGUGGAUAUUUGGUACGGUGUUACCCGGGAUUUGGAAUGGUACGACCCUGAUGCUGCCACAACCAAUGACGGUGUACUGGAAUUGCGGUUCGACGCUUUUCAAAAUCACGGGCUGAACUAUCGAUCCGGAAUGCUUCAGUCAUGGAAUCAAUUGUGCUUCAAAGGUGGAAGGUUAGAAGCCAGCAUCUCUCUGCCAGGUCGAGGUGAUACCGUUGGCUUCUGGCCAGGUUUCUGGUCGAUGGGUAACCUGGGACGACCUGGAUAUGCAGCCACCACAGACGGCUUAUGGCCCUACUCUUACGACGACGUUUGCGAUGCCGGCAUCACACCUAACCAAAGCUCUCCAGAUGGUAUAAACUACCUCCCUGGCAUGCGCUUACCAGCCUGCACAUGUAAAGGAGAAGACCACCCCAGUCCAGGAAAUUCUCGCUCUGCUCCCGAAAUUGACGUACUCGAAGCCACUGUCGGGACUCUGGAUGAGGAGGGCAACCAAAUCGGCAUGGUGUCGCAGUCAUAUCAAGUCGCCCCGUUCGACAUUUGGUAUCAACCCAACUACGAUUUCGUUGAAGUUUAUGACUUCUCUGUCACGGCAAUGAACACGUAUAAAGGAGCACCUUUGCAACAAGCUUUCUCGGGUAUUUCGAACCUCAACAACCAAUGGUACGAUGGGAAUGCGUACCAAGUGUACGCCUAUGAAUACACACCUGGGGCCCAAGGAGAAAUUAUCUGGUACGUGGGAUCAGACCCCGUCUGGCGGCUCAAAGGUGAGGCUUUGGCUCCCAACGGCAACAUUGCCCAGCGCCCCAUUCCCCAGGAGCCCUUGUCCAUUAUUGUCAACUUUGGUAUGUCACCCGGUUUCUCAGCUCUCAACCUCACUGGGUUGGCAUCGUUGAUGCCAGCGAAAAUGAGGAUCGACUACAUACGGAUCUACCAGGACGACAGUGGCGAGAUGUCAUGCGAUCCCGAGGGUUAUCCCACCACCGAGUACAUCAACAACCACUAUGAUGUGUACCACAAUCCGAAUAUCACCCUCUGGUAA
Exophiala spinifera is the source of this 1896-nucleotide messenger RNA. RefSeq lists its product as uncharacterized. Gene Ontology annotation, cellular component: endoplasmic reticulum membrane; plasma membrane. The coding region runs from base 1 to 1896 and encodes 631 amino acids. Gene Ontology annotation, molecular function: glucosidase activity. The transcript is spliced from 2 exons. NCBI's taxonomy places the organism in Eukaryota, Fungi, Ascomycota, Eurotiomycetes, Chaetothyriales, Herpotrichiellaceae. The record is from RefSeq and is a predicted model, not a curated record. Gene Ontology annotation, biological process: fungal-type cell wall organization; (1->6)-beta-D-glucan biosynthetic process.